Molecule: messenger RNA, 3757 nt
Organism: Strongylocentrotus purpuratus (purple sea urchin)
Lineage: Eukaryota; Metazoa; Echinodermata; Echinoidea; Camarodonta; Strongylocentrotidae
Product: acyl-coenzyme A synthetase ACSM3, mitochondrial
Exons: 16
Coding region: 281-2335 (684 amino acids)
Biological process (GO): fatty acid biosynthetic process; acyl-CoA metabolic process
Cellular component (GO): mitochondrial matrix
Molecular function (GO): fatty-acyl-CoA synthase activity; fatty acid ligase activity
Source: RefSeq, a predicted model, not a curated record
UACCAUAAUGCUUAUACCGAGGAAGUCGGGCUCGGGGUACCGGUGCAUGUUGUGUAUCACUCGUUCUUACGGCAUGCGCAGCUCGCAGCAUGCAGCAGGACCGCGGAUCAGUUCUCGUGCAGUGCAGUGGUGUGGUGUGAUUCUUUUGACUGUUUGCCUUGCAAAAUACCAAACAACCUCGGCGAAUGUGUGAAAAGUUUGCAUUUGGAUGUCAACGUUAAGCCCUGUCUCAAUAAAUAUCACAUUUGAGUGCUAAUUAGCUAAGUCGUUAACACCCAAGAUGUCUGGACAAAUUGCUCUUGUGAACCAAAACCUUCGGGCUUUGAAAGAAGCCAGCAGGAAAGUUUCUACACUCAAAAACUUGAGAACAUUUUCAUCUUGUUGUGAGGCAUCCUUGCGCUCCAUCUCUUGCCAAGAUGUGGCCAGAGCUCACCUCUCACCCACCUCCAGCAUCUUGCAAAGGAGUCGGAGAGCUACAUGUUCAUCAGCAAUCAUUGCCGAGCACAGUUCACCUUCAAGCAUCUUCAGAACAUAUGAGACUCCAUAUACCUACAGCAUCACAAAACCGAAAUGGAAGAACACUAAAGAUGCAGUAAACGUGACCCUGUCGCCUUGGCAACAGAUGUCCAGGUCGUUCUUGUCGGCAGUCUCCAUGACAGGCUUCAACGAUUAUGAGUUGGGCCGCAAGGAAUUCAACAUUGAUGUCCCAGAGUAUUUUAAUUUUGCAAGUGAUGUGAUGGAUGAAUGGGCCAGGAAAGAAGAGACAGGAGAGAGGUCUACUAACACCCCAGCUUUUUGGUGGAUCGAUACGAAAGGAAAUGAAAUCAAGUGGUCCUUCAGAGAUCUGGCUGCAAAGUCAAAGAAAGUUGCUAAUUUGCUACAGAAUAGCUGUCAUAUCAAGCAGCAUGACAAAGUGAUGGUCAUCCUACCACGCAUUCCAGAAUGGUGGCUUCUCAAUCUAGCUUGUUUGAGAAUAGGGGCAGUGCUUGUGCCUGGUUCUACUCAGCUCAGAGAGAUGGAUAUCAGAGACAGACUCGAGAGCUCCAAAGCCGUCUGCAUUAUUACAGACAAAGAAAUUUCACAUCUGGUUGAUAAGGUUGUCAAGGAUACUGAUGGUUUUCAACAUAAAAUUCUCAUCAGAGACAGGGAUGAAAAGAACAACAACAAUAGACCUGGGUGGUUAGACUUCCAAGAGCUUUACGAUGCAGCUUCAGAUGAGCACGAGUGUGUGAGAACACGAGGUAGUGACCCCAUGACAGUUUUCUUUACCAGUGGGACUACAGCCAAGCCUAAGAUGGCUGAACACACACACGUUAGCUAUGGUCUCGGUCACAUCAUCACAGGAAAGUAUUGGCUGGAUCUGACGCCGCAUGAUAUCUUUUGGAACAUGUCGGACACCGGCUGGGCCAAGUCUGCCUACAGUAACGUCUAUGCUCCCUGGGGACAGGGAUCCUGUGUUUUUAUCCAUCAUUCACCGAGGUUUGAUCCACAACAAACACUGCAGGUAUUCAACGACUACCCAAUCUCCAUAUUCUGUGGCCCUCCGACGGCCUUCACCAUGAUGAUCCAGCAGGAUACGUCACAGUAUAGUCUCAGAUCCUUGAGGGAUUGCAUCAGUGCAGGAGAAUUCUUGAACCCAGAGGUGAAUCAAGCUUGGAAACAGGUCAGUGGUAAUUAUAUCAGAGAAGGAUACGGACAGACAGAAACGGUCUUAAUGAUCGGAUCAUUCCGAUGCAACCAAGUCAAGCCGGGGUCCUGCGGUAUGGCAGCGCCUGGCCACGACAUGGCCAUCGUCGACGAUGACGGUAAUGAGCUUCCGAGAGGGAAGGAGGGCAUCAUCGGCGUCAAGGUGAAACCAGUCAGACCCUUGGGACUCUUCACCCAGUAUGUGGAUGAUCCAGAGAGGACGCAGUCUGUGUUUAGAGGGGAUUACUACCUGACGGGAGAUAAGGCCACACAAGAUGAAGACGGUUACUAUUGGAUGAUAGGCCGUAAUGAUGAUGUCAUAACAUCAGCGGGAUACCGUAUUGGUCCAUUUGAAGUAGAGAGUGCUUUGAUUGAGCACCCUGCAGUGGCUGAGGCAGCUGCAGUCAGUUCACCAGACCCCACAAGGGGAGAGGUUGUGAAGGCAUUUAUAGUCUUAGCGGAGGAAUACAAGACCAGAGAUCAGUCUCAGCUGGUCACCGAGCUACAAGGACAUACCAAGCAACUCACAGCACCAUACAAAUACCCUAGGAAGAUUGAGUUUGUCGACUCACUCCCUAAGACCGUCAGCGGGAAGAUCCGUAGGGUAGAACUGAGACAGAAAGAAUGGAGCCAGCAACCCAAGAAAUGAACCCAAGCUCACUGAUGGAUAAGAUCAUUGACCAUUACACCAGGACUACAAAAACAUUUUGCUAUUUUGAACAUUGCAACUGAAUCAAAUUGAUGAUAAUGAUUAGUGCAGUUUGAAUUAGAAAAGUUGGCAAUGAGAUGUCGCAUUCCUGGUACAAACGUGGGGGGAAAUAUGCCAAUUGGAUAUAAUUUAUAGACUAGGUGUCCCAUAUAUGACAGUUUUACUGAUGAUUUCCAUGAGAAUAUUAUUGUGUUUAUGAUUAUAUACUAUAACCAGGUGCUAUGAAAUUGACUAUUUUUGUAUUUUUGAAAGUUUUGUAUAUAAAUGUGAUAUGAUUGAAUCUUGAAUUGAUAACAUUUUUUUUUACUGUAUGUGAAACAUAUUAUUGCAUUUUCCCCUUAUAGAUUCUAUUUGACAGUAUUUUGUUUUUCAUUCCAGAUACCAAAGUAAUUAAUAUAAGGGCAUUGAUUUAUAUAGAUGACAUUCUUAUAUUGCCACCCAUAUUGUAAUGAUAAUCAGAUAUUAAGUGCCUUUGAUUUUGAUCCAAUCAAUGUGAAGAAGUCAAUCAAUAAAUAAAUAAGUGUUUACUAGUGCCUUAAUGUCAUAUUGUUAAAAUGUUAAUUAUUUCUUAAUGAUUAGUACUGUGAAAUUAUCUAUCAUUUUUGUGUGUACCGUAUGUACAAUGAAUGUUGCAAAUGUGCACUGGCUAUAGUACUAUAUUUGUAUACAAAAUAUGUAUUUUUGCACAAUUAUACUACCACUUCUGUACUAACUUUGUUUGAAAGUUUUUAGAAUAUCAUGGAAUUUGACUAACAUUUCUGUGAUUGAGGAUAAUUCAUUGUCUGAAUUUUUGUCAGUACUCUACUAAUAUAUUUGAAUGUCAAAAGUAUUGUUUUAUUCAUGAAUUCUUGUGAAAGUAUGAUCUAUUUUUAAUUGAUUGAUCAUGUGUCUCUCCCAGUCAUUAUAUUGGUUUCACCAGUUAAUCAAUUGUUUAAACAUAUCUCCAUGACGUACAUUCUGAUAUGUACACCAUUCUGUAGAGAAUGUGUAUGUUUUAUGCAUAACAUUUUAUGAAAGGACACUUGAUGGUAUUCACAGUAUUAAAGAUGUUAUUUUCUUUUGUUACUAUCUUUGUGUAUAAACCACACUUUGGUGCAUUUUCAGAAGACUUUUCUAUUAUGGAAUUGCCUUACUGUUCUACAACAAGGAUGGAUUCUUGUGUAAUUUCCAUAGUUCCAUCAUUUGUCCACCUGCUCCCCCCCCCCCCCCCCCCCCUCUGUCUCUUUGUGCUGCUGUUGUCUGUUUCAAUGUUAUUGUUGUUGAUACAUCUUUGGUGUAAUUAUAAUGGAUUAAUGAAUUGUAUGAAUUGUAACAUGAUUUUAUUACCAGAUUAUAUUUUUGGAGCUGUAACAUUUUUGUUAG